UCUCUCUCUCUCUCUCUCUCUCUCUCUCUCUUACUCUCCAAUGGCCAGCAAACUCUAUGCACUGGCCUUUACAAUUGUCUCACUUUUCCUCUAUUUCACUUCUGAAGUUCAACAACUCUUGUUAAAUACCUCCAACAACUCCAUACCUUCUUCAUCAUCAUCAUCUUCUUCUUCUUCUUCUUCUUCUUCUUCUGUUGCUCCAACAACUAGUCUUCUUCUCUCCAUUUCCACCAGGAACAAAGUCUUGGGAACCAUGGAAUUUAAGAAUGCAAAAAAUAGUGAAAACAUUGUGUGGGAAAUAGUGAAGGAGGACUUCACCUUUGCUGCUGGCACUGUUCCUUUCAAUACCUGCCAUGCUUCCACCAUUGUUGAGAUUGAGAAAAAUCACUUUUUGGUGGCUUAUUUUGGGGGAUCUAUGGAAGGGGAUCCAGAUGUUAAGAUAUGGUUACAGAGGUACAAGGAUGGGAAUUGGGAUUCUCCAGUUGUUGCUGAUGAAGAAUUAGAUGUUCCAAUGUGGAAUCCUGUUCUGUUCAUGCUACCUUCAAAAGAACUUCUUUUGUUUUAUAAAAUUGGUUAUGAUGUCCAGAAAUGGAGUGGAUGUAUGAGAAGAUCAUUUGAUGGUGGAUAUACAUGGCAAGAUAGAGAACAACUUCCACCAGGAAUUCUUGGACCCAUCAAGAACAAGCCAAUUUUGCUCGAUGACGGCCGACUUUUAUGUGGAUCAUCAGUAGAGAGCUGGAAUUCAUGGGGAGCAUGGAUGGAGGUAACAUCAGACUGUGGUCAUACUUGGAAGAAAUACGGACCGAUAUAUGUAGAAAACACUAACUUAAGUGUGAUUCAACCUGUGCCGUAUCGCACUGCAAAAGGCACAUUACGUAUUUUGCUCCGAUCAGUUGAAACUAUCGGAAGUGUUUGCAUGUCUGAAUCAUUUGAUGAUGGUCUUACCUGGAGUUAUGCAAAGCCUACUGAAUUACAGAAUCCGAAUUCAGGUAUUGAUGGAGUUAAAUUAAAAGAUGGUCGGCUUUUGCUCGUUUAUAAUACGAUAUCGAGAGGUGUUUUGAAGGUGGCGAUCUCCGAAGACGAUGGUGAUUCGUGGAAGGAAGUGAUGACAUUGGAGAAAAAUUUAGAGAUGGAGUUCUCAUAUCCUGCUGUUAUACAAACAAGGGAUGAACUCAUUCAUAUUACUUAUACAUACAACAGAACUCAAAUUAAGUAUUUGGUUCUUCAACCUGGAAAGAUUGGAAGAUCAUGAUCUGUGGAAAAGUUUCAGGGGGGUGAUUAUGAGGAGAGAUCUUAUUAGUUUUCUAGUGUAUUGUUUCAGCUGCAAAAAUU
Messenger RNA from Dioscorea cayenensis subsp. rotundata (Guinea yam), 1332 nucleotides. RefSeq lists its product as uncharacterized. Lineage: Eukaryota; Viridiplantae; Streptophyta; Magnoliopsida; Dioscoreales; Dioscoreaceae. The record is from RefSeq and is a predicted model, not a curated record. Bases 41 to 1252 code for a protein of 403 amino acids. The transcript has 9 exons.